This is a messenger RNA of Rhinolophus ferrumequinum (greater horseshoe bat), 711 nucleotides long. RefSeq lists its product as uncharacterized. Bases 1 to 711 code for a protein of 236 amino acids. NCBI's taxonomy places the organism in Eukaryota, Metazoa, Chordata, Mammalia, Chiroptera, Rhinolophidae. The transcript has 3 exons. The record is from RefSeq and is a predicted model, not a curated record.
AUGAGACAUGCCCCCCCACCCCCCAACCUGGCUUUCGCCAAAAAAUCCAAGUCAGGCCUCCAGCUGGAGGUACUCAAGCUCUGGAGUACAGGGUCAUCCGUCCGUCCUGCGAGGGAGGCUCUCGGGCUGCGGGUUGCUGGGACCUGCUGGAGGCCUCGACAGGCCGUGCCUGCCCAGGGCUUUGUCCUAGUGGCCCGGGGUGGGUGCCCCAGAGCUACAGCCGACAGCGUCACGGUGGGCUGGAAACGUGCCUCUCCAGCUCGGCUCCCGCAACGCCCCGCAAAGCCUGCAGGUCUGGCUCCGCGGCUUCCUAGCGCAGGACCCGGCGGCCCUCGCCAGGAUGGAACCUCCUCCUCACUCCUCACGCCCCAGCCACCCCUUCACUCCGUUUCUCUCUGGGCUCUGGCACCGUUCCGGGAGGUGCACGUUCAGACACGCUUCCAGCCAGUGAAGAAGGCGUCAGUCUCGCCUUGUCUCAGACACCCACGAAAUUCAGAUCGAAAUUUUUUGGAGACUCACGCUCAUUCCCUAGGCUUUGUGAAGAAGGACCCACUGAGGAUGCCUGCCCUCUGCCUGGAUCCCUUUUCCCACCGCCCCAUCAACCCCGAGGUCUCCUCGCUGGGCUCCCCUCACCAGCCGGGUAAUCUCUUAGAGGAGAAAAAGGUCUCCGAAAAGGACCCCCGUCGACCAUAUGCUAGCGUGGGAACGUGA